Messenger RNA from Myxozyma melibiosi, 2187 nucleotides. RefSeq lists its product as uncharacterized. The transcript is spliced from 5 exons. The record is from RefSeq and is a predicted model, not a curated record. Lineage: Eukaryota; Fungi; Ascomycota; Lipomycetes; Lipomycetales; Lipomycetaceae. Bases 109 to 2025 code for a protein of 638 amino acids. Gene Ontology annotation, molecular function: hydrolase activity, acting on ester bonds.
GUGUCCAUGCAUUCUCACGAUGCCCACCACCUCUGGCGGUGGGUAUAUAAACACCUGCAGUACUGCUCUAUCAAGCUCGUUUCAACUGGCUACAUCCCCACGAAAUAAAUGGUGUCCUUCUCCAAGCCCGCAGUCUCAUUCUUCGCCGUCGCGGCCGCGAUCGUCGCCUCGGUCUCCAUCUCAGGUGCUGAGGCCGAUGACUUGACCAGUAUCAAGCAUGUAGUUUACUUCAUGCAAGAAAACCGAGCUUUCGAUCAUUACUUUGGAACCAUGGCCGGCGUGCGUGGAUUCAAGGAUCCGAACGUCAAGAUCACGGACGGGUUGCCGGUGUUUUACCAGCCCACUGCCUCUGACGAGGCGGAUUAUCUGCUGCCGUGGUACUUGAACGAGGAUCCCACGUACGUCGAAAGUACGCAGUGCAUGGUCGCUGGGUCUAAUGACUGGGAGCCGAACCAUUACUCGUGGAACAACGGCAAGAUCAACGGCUGGGUUACAAACAACACCGCCUGGUCUUGGGGCCAUCUCAGACGCUCUGAUGUGCCUACUCAUUGGGGCAUCGCCGAGGGCUGGACUGUCGGUGACAUGUACACCGAGUCCGUUAUCGGACCUACCCAUCCUAAUCGUGCAUCCUGGGUUUCUGGAACCAUCAACGUGCCUGGAUCUCCUGCAGAUGAGGUCGCGCCACAUGAGUACAUGGGUGGUCCCUUCCUCGAGAACUACGACACCGACGGCUGCCAAACCAACGGCAACGUCACCUACUCGUGCUACCCCCUCCGCUGGAACACGACCGCCGACUACCUCGAGGCCGCCGGCAUCGACUGGUACGUCUACCAGGACGAGGACAACUUUGACGACAACCCGUUCGCGUGGUUUGCGCAGUUCCAGGACGCGGACGAGGACGACUCGAUGGCGAUCAACGCCCUCAGCUAUACCGGUCUCGAGUCCUUCUACGAAAUGGCCGCGAACGGUUCCCUUCCUGCUGUGUCGUGGAUCAUCGGGCCUGCGGAGCUUACCGAGCAUCAGCCGUAUAUGCCCAAGGACGGCGCCUGGUUGCAGCAGAAGGUUGUCGAUGCGGUCACGAACGGCAAGGAUUAUGCGUCUACCGUGCUGUUUAUUUCGUAUGAUGAGACUGGUGGAUGGGGUGAUCACGUCGAGCCUUUCAUCUCGCCCAACGGCACUAUUGGCGAGUGGUUCGUUGACCCCGAGGAGCAAGAAAACUACGUGCCCUCAGGCCCCGGCUUCCGUCUUCCGUUCUACGUGAUCUCGCCCUGGACCCGCGGCUCGCGCGUCUUCACCGAGCCCUCGGACCACAGCUCGCAGAUUUUGUUUCUCGAGGCAUGGGCGGAGGCCAACGGCAAGUCGAUUUACAACGAGUAUGUGAAUCCUUGGCGUCGUGAGCACAUGUCGAACUUGGUCAACAUGUUUGACUUUGAGAAUCCCGACUACUCGAUCCCCGAGAUCGCCAACGCAUCCUUCCCGUCGUUCAACACUACCUCGCAAUCCUGGGACGGCUACCAAAUCUGCAUGGACGCCUACCCAGACCUCGACGACCGCCGCCCGCCCGUCCCCUACGGCGAGCAAAACGCCACGAUCUGGACCGAGUCCGGGUACAAGCAGAUCCUCGGCGACCUGACCGAGGGUCGCUACCUCGUCUUCACGCAGACCGUCAACGGCAAGCAACUCUCGUUCAGCUCCGAGUCGACGUCGCAUUACCUGAAAAACACGGCCGCGGCCGACGACUACAGCGCGACCACGCAGCGCUUCGUCGUCGUCCAGGUCGGCAACGCGUUCUCGCACAGGUUUUACAUCAAAUCACACCACGACACGUAUCUGCAUCACUCGGGCGAGUUCUUUGACGCAAAGGCCGAGGCUUCGAUUUGGACUAUCAUGUUCGUGGCCGGGAGCGGAUACUCGGUGUACUCGGAGGAGAAGGAGAUGUAUCUCAAGCUGCGCGGUGGAAGCCAUAAGACUCCGACGCUUACCGAGGACGCGUCGUAUUUCACGGUGUACUCUGUCACCUACUAAGCCUUGAAUCCCGGUCAAAAGCAGGUGUGCUCCUAUGAUUAGCAGUUACCCAGAAAUGUUUUAAUAAUAUCUGAAUAAAAUCAAUCAAUCUCGAAUUAUAGUCGCAGUAGAUUUUCUCAUCCUAUAAGCUAGAGAAAAAAAACAAUUACGUGCUUCACAAUA